Molecule: messenger RNA, 1006 nt
Organism: Chrysochloris asiatica (Cape golden mole)
Lineage: Eukaryota; Metazoa; Chordata; Mammalia; Afrosoricida; Chrysochloridae
Gene: FAM170A
Product: family with sequence similarity 170, member A
Exons: 3
Coding region: 35-1006 (323 amino acids)
Biological process (GO): fertilization
Cellular component (GO): nucleus
Source: RefSeq, a predicted model, not a curated record
GUCAUUAGGCAUCUCCUAAUGUAUCUCUGGUAUUAUGAAACGAAGACAAAAGAGGAAACAUCUAGAAAAUGAAGAGUCCCAGGAAACUACUGAGAAGGGAGAAGGAAUCUCAAAAUCCCAAGAAGAUGCCCCUAAGCCUGGAUCCACUGAAGUGACAAAAGACUGGAACCUUGGUGUAUGGGAGGUCUCUUCUGCCUCUGAAUACUAUUCGUGUGUUUCUUCUCCAUACAAGCUCAUCCAUGCAGGAGUCCAGAAGAUACAUCAAGACAGUCUGAGGCCUAGAUCACCCCUGUUCCGAAUUCAAGAACAAGGAGAGAUUUCUUACCACUCACAAGUCUCCGUGCCUUCCCUUUCAUCUUAUAAGACCUGUAGAUCCUCUCUGUGUGGAAACAAAAAGGUACGGUGCAUGAAAAUAUACUACAUGGAGGUACAAACGAAGAAAGGUGUAGCUGUCUCCUGGGAGACAGAGAAAACCUCAGAAUCAGUAGAAAAACAUCCGAGGAUGGAAGAAAUGACCCUUCCUAAGGACGUUUGGGUAGGUACUCCCCCCUCUGAGGUGUCCACCAGAAAUCUCCUGCCAGACAGUGAGCUCAGUGGGGAGGAGAAAGAACAUGAGGAAAGGGCAGAGUCAGAUAGCCCACCAGCGUCACCUGCAGUUGAGGAGAGACCCAGGGCCAGGACGCCUGACUGGCUGGUGACCACUGAGAAUGGCUUCAGGUGCAUGGCCUGCUGCCGGGUCUUCUCCACCUUGGAAAACCUCCAGGAUCAUGUGCAGUACGGGAUCAGGGAGGGCUUCAGCUGCCAUGUCUUUCAUCUCACCAUGGCUCAGCUGACAGGCAAUAUGGAAUUGGAGAGCACCCAGGAUGAGGAAGAGGAGGAUGAGGAAGAGGAACAAGAAGAAAAUGAGGAUGAGGACCAGCAGCCCACAGGAGAAGGCCUUAGCAUGAAGAGACCGUGGAGCCAGUGUCCAGGCUUCGUGUUUCAUUCUCCAAAGGACAGGAAGUGA